AAUAAAAACUAGAGAAGAAGGCGUAGCUUAGCCAAUGAGCGACUGCAAACAGCUGAGGAAACAUUACGAAUUUAUGUAUUUACAUUUCGUUAUUUUCGUUAAAUUUCGUUUUCUUACAUUUUACAUCUGGACCUGUCAUGAUUUGGUUCUGUCUCAAUUAAUAAUUGAUGGUACCAACGUUUCUGUUGUUAUAUCCAAGUUCAUUUAGUUUCGUAAGAAGUUUCAGUUAGCCCGAGGUUAGCCUGCUAGCUGCAGCAAAGUGCCUGUUCCUCAGAUGAAGCUCUUUGCGGACUAAAUGUCUGUCAGACGGGCUCUGGUGGACUGUGCCGUGUUGUCUGUGCAAGACGCCUGUGUGUUUUAUCCCUGCUGUAAAGGCUGUUUCUCGAGGAUUGAUGUUGAGCAGCAGGACUCGACGAGAUGCAAAUGCUUCAAGUGUGGAUACAGGUGUCUGAGAGAACGGGUUGAUUACAGAUAUCGUCUUUCACUGAGAGUGGCCCGGGACAGAUGUAUAUUUGGAGUAACUGUAUUUGGAACCUGUUUGAACCCAUUCUUUGGCAUUGAUGCAAGUGGAUUGCAGAGGUUGGUGGAGAACCUUGAGGGACCAGUUGGAGCAUCAACCAGAGCCAAGCUGUUGGUGAAGGCUGUUGAGGACUGUUUCAUUGGCAGACAUUUUAUCUUUGGUAUAAAGGUAACCGGAGCAGAGAGUGGGCUUUGCUUUGGAGAGCCUGCUGCGAAUGGCUCCAGCAGUAAAGACACAGUCCAGUUCAUCGCCAGUCAGAUGAUCCUCCCCAAUGCUGCAGGCCUGAGAGGCUGCACAGUGGUCAGUUAUUAUCGGAUCCUUCUUCAGAGAGCUGCUGAGUAUGAGCAGGGCUCCACCGAUCCCAGCAAAUCCUCCAGACCCCCAGAAACCCUGCUGCUGAUUCCUCAUUGUUCUUCAGGCAGCAGCUUCAGUAAUGCCACAUUUUCUGCCUCAGGUCUUCUUUCCCAGUCACCACAAAGAUCACAGCACCAAGGUAGCAACCUUACUCCAACCCCUCCCUGGCAACAGUCACUAGGACUGAUAACGUCAUCAGCGGAGCAGGAGGAAGACUGCAGUACCCAGGACAGUGGAGGUGAGAACAGCCAGCAGACAGACAACAACAAAACACCACACAAUGUACCGAGAGGCUGCCUAGGGAACCAUAAAGCCACCAUGGACAGUACUCUGUCACCUCUUCUUUCUUUCAAGUGCAAUUCCUAUAAUAGUCCAUCAUUUGCAAAAUACCCACACACAUCUUUUGAGAAAGCUGUCAGAAACACCCCCAUCUUGGACACUUGGUUCAGUCCCUCCCAGCCUCGUCACAAAAAUGAUUUACCAGUCAGCUAUAAGGCCAAGGAGUGUCCUACCAGACGACUCACCAAAACACUUUUGUCGAGCUCCUUGGCUUGGGAGGAUUUGCCUUUCUCUGAGAGUCUUACCGCGUUUUUAUGUGAGGAAAACAAAGAUUCUGACAUUGUUAGUAAAACUGAGCCACAUGUAAAGGUGCAAAAUCAGGAAACGGUGAGGAACAACCUGGAAGCCAGAUCACAAGACAAAUCAAUUCAAUCAACUUCAGUUUGUCAAAGUGACACAGAGUUAACAGAGAGCCACUCAUGGAUGUUACUGGACAUCACUAAUACACCACCACCAAACUGUGGAGGUGAUAGACAUGAUUUAUCUGACUCUGUUGGCUGUGUAAACAAGGGUCGAACCAGAAGCAUUUCUUCCCAUCAGGAGGAUGAUGAAGCUAGUUCACUGUCUUUUGAAGACAAAGAAGAAGAGCAGCUUGAAGGGGAUACCUACAAUUGUUCAGCUGACCUAUUCAGCAGCUCGUUUAUCAUCGAUUCAAACACAAAGAACACUCAUGCAGAAACUGUCAGGAUGACCACAGAGGCUUGCCCGCUGAUUUCCAAUCUGGAAAUACAGUACCUGAGGAGUGAAAAACCCAGUAUCCCACAUUCAACACCAGACAAACAGAAACUGGAAAGUAAUAAAUGCAUCAACAGAGACAGUUUAAUUCCACCAGACACACAAGAUCUUGACUUCAUCCCUCCUGCUCAGUCCACCCCAAUUAUAAAAGUAGCAGAUGUAUCAGAGUCUCCUGCUCCCUUGUACUCCUCCUCACAACCAGACACUCAAGAUGUUUGUGCUUUUUACAGUGAUCUGCCUGAAUUGGACAGUAAAAUGCCAGCCAAAAUCACGUCUUCUCUUUGUAUAAUGAACACUGUCAGUGCUACCAGGCUGCCUCAGUGUGGCAGAGGGUCUACAAAAGAAAACUUACCAUGGAGCAUGACAUCCAGCAGUCACAACCACCGAUUUACACCAAAAAGGAGGUUCUGGAAACCAAACAAGCAUAAAAUCCAUCAGUUGGCUGAGCAGCACCUGAGAGCCCAGAGAGGGGCUCUGAUCCUGGGGUCAACAGUGAGCAUCAACCAGAAAUGUGACUCAAGUGUUUGUGAUGUCACUGUGUGUGAUUAUGAGGACAGUGCAGUAGUUGUUCCUCCUACUCCUGCUGCUAAAACACGAUUGAGUGCUAAGCUCAGAAGACAAAGGCAGACUGAUAACAGCAGAAGUAAUUUUGAUUCUACUUGGGAAACGCAGCAGGAAGAUGGAGUUAAUUGCAAGAGAAAUCUGUUGGAUCAUCAUCCAUCACUGCUCACAUCAUCAAAGAGAGGUCUGGAUGGCUCUGAUGGUUACCUCCCUGAUGAUGAGAACCAGGCAUGUGAUUGGUCUAGAGAUCUGUUCUCCGACUCAGCCUAAGAGGUUUACUGGCAGAUGGACUUAACAAAUUGAUCCAAUAAUUCAAAGAUUGUUUAAUAUAUUUCUGGCUGGCAAACCAAGGUGAUGAUAGACCUACAUAUGUUUUGAAAGAGUAGCACUGCUGCUGGUACUCCAAUUCAGAACGAUCUAAGACGAUGUCACAUAUAUUAAACACUAAGGAUAGGAGAGAAGCUGUUGAAAGGUGGGCCAAGUAAGAAGACAUCUUACUUGCCCCACCCUCUGCUACACAGCACUUUAUCUCUAAACAUCUUUUGAUGUUUAGAGAUAAAACAUUGCUAAAAAGUUCAGAAAAUCAAGCACAAGGCCAUGCAAUAACCAUUGACAAACAUUUACAGUAGAUGUCAGUGCCCGGUCUUGUGGAAGACCUUCCCAGAACACUGAAUGCUCUUACAGGAGCAAAGGUGAUGCAACUCCUUAAUAAUACCUACAUGGCUGUGGAAUGAGAUAUUCAACAAUCAGUACGGUUUUAAUGUUUGGAUGUCCACAUGCUUUUAGAGAGUUAUUUUAAAAGGAAGAAUCUCCUGCACAUGGUUCACUUUUAAACAAGUAAGGCUUUUACUGGAAAUGUUUCAGUAAGUAAAACCUUCAUUUGGACCACAUUGUGCCCAUGGCACAUUAGUAACUCUGUUCUGUUUGCUGAUGCACCCAAAUAGCUGGCAUCAUUGACUCAUAACCUUGUGUGUUCUCAGUUGAAUGUCAUUAAAUUGACAGCAAAUGAUGGAUAUGUGAUAAAUUUAAUGUUGCUGCCACUAUACCAAAGGGCCACUGGAAUUUAAAUUAAAAUUCUUGAGUCAGA
Lates calcarifer (barramundi perch) is the source of this 3596-nucleotide messenger RNA. It is a transcript of the gene ddias, whose product is annotated as DNA damage-induced apoptosis suppressor. The record is from RefSeq and is a predicted model, not a curated record. The transcript is spliced from 5 exons. Lineage: Eukaryota; Metazoa; Chordata; Actinopteri; Centropomidae. Gene Ontology annotation, cellular component: nucleus; cytoplasm. The coding region runs from base 296 to 2779 and encodes 827 amino acids. Gene Ontology annotation, biological process: negative regulation of intrinsic apoptotic signaling pathway in response to DNA damage.